AUGGAAGCGCGUUCUGACGAAUCGCGCGCUACGGUGACGAAUUGUCAAGAGGGCGAGCUUACGCUCGAGCGCUCAAGGCUCUCUCCCGUCCCCGUCCCCGUCGUCUCGGUCACGGCAGUUCGAUCGCCACCUGUGAUCUGUCAGACUGACCCCUUGGAGAUUCCGACCCCCGAACCUCCGCCAGGCUUCCCAUGUGCCCCCGUGUACUUUUGUUUGCAGCGGCCUUCGAGGUCAGUGGUAGCAAGUAUGCAGGCGACGGAUGUUCUGCGGACUGCGACCGUGGUGGCCACUGUGCUUGCCAUCUCGCUGCUUGCGCCGCUGAUGAUUGCGAGGGCUUGGAUCAGGGGUUUUGUUGUAGGCGUGUGGGCUAAGGAGGAUUGGACAUGUAUAUUUGCGUGGAUCUUUACGACAGCCUACUGCGUAACUGGAUUUCUGAUGACCAAACAUGGCGGCGGUGUUCCGCAAUCCCAAGUCUCCGCAUCGGAGCUCAUCACAUUCAAAAAGCUCCUCUACGUCGAUACCAUCAUCUACUGCCCCUCCGCCUUCUUUACUAAAAUAACCCUUCUCCUAAUCUUUACUCGCGCCUUCGCGCACUUCCGCAAGACCGUAAUCUCGAUAUACGUCUUGAUUGGUGUCUUGGCCUGCUACUACCUGCCUGUUCUCUUCCUCAAGCUCAGGCUGUGCACGCCGAUCGAGGGGCUGUGGGAUACGAGCGUGGAUGCCGUCUGCUGGGACAAGCAGAGGGUGUUCUUCGUGGAUGCGGUGGUCAGUUGCGUGACAGAUGGGGUGGUGCUUAUCUUGCCGGUGCCUCUAGUCUGGUCUCUCAACGUGCCACUCGUCAAGAAACUGCGCAUCGCGGCCCUGCUCGGCGCGGGCGGCAUAGCGACCAUCGCCAGCGUCUUCCGCGCUCUGCUGGUCUUCUCACCAGAGGUACCAGAGAACAUCACGGUCGAUUUCGUGCAAAUGACCCUCCUCGGCAUCGUAGAGGUCUUCACGGCCUUGAUCUGCGCCUGCCUGCCCACCCUCAACCUCCUCUUCACGCGUUACACCCUCGGCAAACAGUCCUGCAGUCACGCCUCCAGCAUGAACAGCGCCGGCCCGCCGAAGCAGAAAUCCGUGGCUUCUCCGCCGAGUAGCCAGGCGGCUAUGGGCGUGCCCCCGCCGGGCUCCGGUCUCCCGACAUGUCGGCUGAAGAAGCUGCGACUGCAGGCCGGGGGGGAGGUCGGCGGCUGGAAGGAGGGGGGAUAUGGGUACCUAGAGAGGGGGAAUGGGGAGUCGGGGCGCUGUGCGCGGAUUACAGGGCAGAGGAGGCUGCGGGUUAUAGGUGGCGGUCGUGUGUUGGCGAGGGGCCGAGCUGACGAGAGGAGAGCGGUGGCCGCGGCAGAGGUCGAGGGCGGUUUAGUUUCUAAUUUUGAUCCGGAGAUCGGAAGCCCUAGCUAUAGAGGGUGGAGCAAUCACGAGAUGGGGCACCUUGCGAUAGGCCUAGAGGGCUUGAGGGAGGGAGGUGGAGAUGCGAUGCGUAAUGGACGUGACGGCGGCGUUGCGGAGGAGUGGCCCCUGAAAACAGGCGGGUUUGUCAUGAUGCCGCGGCCUGUUGCUGUCCCUGUUGCCGUCGGUGUCGGCGUCGGCAGAGUCUAA
Molecule: messenger RNA, 1638 nt
Organism: Drepanopeziza brunnea f. sp. 'multigermtubi' MB_m1
Lineage: Eukaryota; Fungi; Ascomycota; Leotiomycetes; Helotiales; Drepanopezizaceae
Source: RefSeq, a predicted model, not a curated record